Sphaeramia orbicularis (orbiculate cardinalfish) is the source of this 689-nucleotide messenger RNA. RefSeq names its product ubiquinol-cytochrome c reductase complex assembly factor 5 (gene uqcc5). Bases 126 to 371 code for a protein of 81 amino acids. The record is from RefSeq and is a predicted model, not a curated record. The transcript is spliced from 2 exons. Lineage: Eukaryota; Metazoa; Chordata; Actinopteri; Kurtiformes; Apogonidae.
ACCUACACGCUCAGGCUGCCAUAACAGCAAAGACCCUUACUGCAUGGUGUGAUGGUGUAACACUGAGAAGGACGGGGCAUUGAAGUGUGUUUGGCGAAGCACUUUAUAAACGUCCGUUAUUCAGGAUGUCUUACAAGAGUCUAAAUAUUAAGUACUUGCUCAGCCUCGUUCCGGGCAAACGCCAUUUUGGGACGUACAGAUUCCUUCCUAUAUUUUUUUGCAUCGGAGGAGUUAUGGAGUGGAUCAUGAUCAACGUGCGGAUAGGAAAGGAGACUUUUUAUGACGUUUACCGAAGAAAGCAAUCAGAACGACAGUACCAGAGGAAGCUAGCAGAUGGUUUAAUAAUUCCCAGUGAGCCUGAAGCCAAGUGAGCAAUGGCUGGACUUCAUCUCCCAUCAGAAGACACAUUUUUGGACUUCCACUCCUGCUUUUUGAGGGAGAGUUGAAUGGACAUCAGUUAAAACCAACAGUCAUUAUACAUUAUAAACAAGACUGAUGGAGAAAGAACUUCAAACAUGCAAGUUUUAUUGGUAAUGUCUGCUGUGAAAGGGAACACUUAUAAUCUCCACAUUUGUUCAUGAAUAUCAAUGUGAUAGUGUGUCCAUGUGUUGUUUAAAACGAAUCACAGAACAGCUACUACUUUCAGCUAAACUGUAACCUAAGAAAACUAUUCAAAAAACAUAAUAUGA